CUCACAGCCUGAUUAAAGCUCCUAUUGCAGCACGCCACUCAGUAUGGUGCUGCACUCCUGGAUCUAGCUACUACAGGCAAAUACAGCAGGGGGAGAACAGAAAGGCCUCUGUGUGUGUGCGCAUCAACAGCAUCAUGGACACAGAAUAUUCUAAGAGAGUGUACCAGGGCGUCCGAGUGAAGCACACGGUCAAAGACCUGCUGGCAGAGAAAAGGUCCCGGCAGACAAACGGACCCAGAUACAGCGGAGGAUCAACCACUCCGCCAUCAUUCGUCCAGAUGCCAGGUGCCCACAUGCUGCCCAGCUACUAUGGCAUAAGAGGACGUUCCUUCAUCUCUGACUCAGAUUUCUGCCCAUCCACCAAGCAGUUCUCCCCUGAUGUCUAUUCCUCCACCCUUGGGGGUAAGCCUCUAGGCUGUGAGCCCUCCACCAUGAGCAGCUACUCCUCGCUCAUAGACAGCUACUACCCAGAAACCUUUGGUGACUACCGCAGCGCCGCCACCUUCUCCAGCUCCGGCGGGUCCUUCCUGCCCUCGUCAGCACUGUCCUCCCUGCUGCCACCCUUCGGAGGAGAGUCCUCGCAUCUGUUUCUGAGAGACUCGUGGGAGCAGUCUGAGCCAGUAUCUCAGGUGGAGGCUCUGUGUCAGGACAACCUGGCCUCCGUCAGCGUCCCACCCUCCAUGCCCAGCCCCGAACCUCCAGGGAGCCCCUCCCAGUACCGCUCUCCGAGUCGAAGCUCCUCCCUGGGCCCCGUCUCCAGCAGCCAGCCCUACACUCUGCACUCUCUGGAGGAUGUCCACUAUCACCCUUUAACCUCCACCAGCACUUACCCCACCACACCCUCCUCCUCCUCCUUCCCCUGCCCUCCCUACAUGAGCAGCCCCGUCACAGAUCUGGUGACCAAGAUGGUGACGGAGGAGGCGGCCGACGGCCACGGCAGCCUAACCCCCGGCGCCGAAGCUCAUUCCUCCUGGGCUAAGGAAGAGGGGGUGAGCGCCUGGUCGCCCUAUGAGAUUCGGAGGGCCUACUGACUGAAUUCAGAAGAUUCAGACGAUUUUACAGACACUGAUGAACUCAACACUGCUGUAAAUUCUUGGGGAGGUUUUUCCAAGAAAAUUUCAAUGUCAAUUUGCUAAAAAUAUUCAAAUUUUAAAGUGUCCCUGUUGUGCUCAUUCCCUGUACCCUUGCACUUUGUGCUCAGCUCUUCAUUUCACCCUCAGUUGGAAACACGCUGUGUUGGCUGCUGUCUCUGUGAGACCCUUCAAAAGCAUCUGGGUGUGAUGAAAGUGAGACAGUGCUGAAAUGCUCUAAACCGCGGAGUCGGAGCUGCUCGAUGAACAAUGUGGUAAAACCAUUUCUUAAUUACUCCAAGCAUCUGAGCAUAUCCGACAAUAUAUACAUCAAGAAAUAUGACUGUACCCUCGUAUCUGUUAACCAACACAUUUAUCUGUAAGACAGCAAAGCUUAGCCACAUCAACUGCACACUUUGCUGGCACUGAAGGGGAGAGGCUCAGGUGGCUGAGGGGAAUGCAAGGCUUCUCAUUUGAACUCGCUCCAGGUGUCACAUAGUGACAUAGAUGAGCCACAGAAAAAAGAGUGAUGAGGUUCAUUUUGAAAACCACGUGAACAGAAAAGCCAGACAGGGGGCACACAGGGGCACUUUAACCUGUUGGUGGCCUCAUUCUGCCAAAGGUCCAGUCUGACUGUAGAAUAGCACGAUUUCUUUUUUUUACCACUAUUUCCCGUACGGUGUGGACGUGAUCACAAAGCAUAGCUUAACUUAUAAGGCUGGAGUUAAAGAGCGUAUACCAAAGCAAGGAUAAUGGCUUUGAGGGCGUAUAUUCUGAGGAUUUUGUUUUUUCAUAAUGUGUGAACAUGCUGCAUCUUAAUCAUUGUACCCUGAAGGUUCCUGUAACUU
This is a messenger RNA of Maylandia zebra (zebra mbuna), 1918 nucleotides long. It is a transcript of the gene pou2af2a, whose product is annotated as POU class 2 homeobox associating factor 2. Gene Ontology annotation, molecular function: POU domain binding; transcription coactivator activity; sequence-specific DNA binding. Gene Ontology annotation, cellular component: nucleus. The record is from RefSeq and is a predicted model, not a curated record. NCBI's taxonomy places the organism in Eukaryota, Metazoa, Chordata, Actinopteri, Cichliformes, Cichlidae.